This is a messenger RNA of Drosophila biarmipes, 4462 nucleotides long. RefSeq names its product multidrug resistance protein homolog 65. Gene Ontology annotation, molecular function: ABC-type transporter activity; ATP hydrolysis activity; ATP binding. Gene Ontology annotation, cellular component: membrane. The transcript is spliced from 9 exons. The record is from RefSeq and is a predicted model, not a curated record. Gene Ontology annotation, biological process: transmembrane transport. Lineage: Eukaryota; Metazoa; Arthropoda; Insecta; Diptera; Drosophilidae. Bases 355 to 4314 code for a protein of 1319 amino acids.
UUCAGCGGAACAGACGCGGAAUAUUUCGCUCCGGAUGGCAAUAGCAUCGAAGUAAAAAGACCAGUGGCGAACGAUUUUGUGGAACCGCGGAAUGCAAAGCAAUUAAAGCUAAACACGAUCCCAGGCAGAUCAGCCUCAUCGGCAGUGCAUCUGGCAUAGCACCACAAUCUCCGUCGGAGCGGGAGUUAAUUACCCAGAGCCAAGAACCCAUUCGAGACCAUCUUUCCACACAUAUCCAUCGGCGAAACGAACUGCGGGCCUUUCGAUUUUUGGUUUCGCCCUGCGCGCGCUUUCUUAACUAUUAAUUGACCCCGCCGGUCAAUGAGUUUGGUGUAUAGGCGAUAGUUCGCAGUGAUGACGAUGACGGAGCCCCGCGAAGAUGUUCCGGCUGCAGACGCGGACGAUGCUGCGCCGGAGGCAAAGAAGAAGGACAAGUCCCAGGAUAAGGCCCCGCCGAUGAUCAGCUACACUCAGCUCUUCCGGUACAUCGGCGGAUGGGACUAUGUCCUGCUCCUGUCCGCCUUUGUGGCGGCCCUACUCCAAGCCCUGGUCUACCCCAUUGCCAUUGUGGUCUACAGCGAACUGGUGGCCAUGUUCAUCGACAGAACCCUGGGCCAGGGAACCAGUUCGGUGACCAUCGGAUUGCCCCUCUUUGGAGGCGGAAAGAUACUCACAAAUGCCUCUUACGAGGAGAACAUGCAGGAGCUGCGAAAGGAUAGUGUGUCCUUCGGCAUACUCAUGACCCUGAAUACUCUGCUGAUGCUUUUCUCCGGAGUUUACUAUGUGGAUGCCUUCAACAGACUGGCUUUAAAGCUCACAGUACGCAUGCGUAGGGAGUUCUUCAAGGCCACCUUGAGGCAGGAAAUCGGCUGGCAUGACAUGGCCAAGGACCAAAACUUUGCAGUGCGCAUUACCGACAACAUGGAGAAAAUACGCAGUGGCAUAGCCGAGAAUCUGGGUCAUUAUGUGGAAAUAAUGUGUGAGGUGAUAAUCAGUGUGGUUCUAUCCUUUAUUUACGGAUGGAAACUGGCCCUGGCCAUAGUGUUUUACAUUCCCCUUACGUUAGUGGUCAACUCGGCAGUGGCCCAUUACCAAGGAAAACUCACGGGUCAGGAGCAGAGUUCCUAUGUGCGGGCCAGCUCUGUGGUUGAGGAAGUAAUCGGGGCCAUCCGGACUGUGGUGGCUUUCGGAGGAGAACGCACGGAGUCUGUACGCUAUGAUACCCUCCUGAAACCGGCCCUCAAAGCUGGAAAAUGGAAAGGAGUCUUCUCCGGACUGAGCGACACGGUGAUGAAGGCCAUGUUGUUUAUCACAGGAGCGGGAUCGUUUUGGUACGGAGCCAAUUUGAUUCUAUUCUACCGUGACCCAAGUAUUCCCAUCAACGAACGCGAGUACACACCUGCGGUUGUGAUGAUUGUGAUAUCGGGAAUAAUCGUGAGCGCCAACCAAAUAUCCCGCACAUCUCCAUUCCUCGAGACCUUUGCCAUGGCUCGAGGCUCGGCAUCCGCCAUAUUGGACGUCAUCGAUCGCACUUCCCUGAUUGAUCCACUCUCCAAAGCUGGGAAAAUUCUCAACUACGGCCUGAAGGGAUCUGUUGAGUUCCGAGACGUGUUCUUUCGUUACCCCGCCCGAGAAGAUGUGAUUGUCUUGCGGGGUCUCAAUGUGGUCGUGGAAGAAGGACAAACUGUAGCCUUGGUCGGUCCCUCAGGCUGUGGAAAAUCCACCUGCAUACAGCUGUUGCAGCGCUUCUAUGAUCCAGUCUUUGGACAAGUUCUAUUGGAUGGUGAGGAUGUGCGGAAGUAUAACCUUAACUGGCUGCGUUCGAACAUUGCCGUGGUGGGUCAGGAACCGGUGCUCUUCCAGGGAACCAUUGGGGAGAAUAUCCGACAUGGAAAGCCAGAAGCCACCCAAAAGGAAGUCGAAGACUCCGCCAAAGCUGCCAAUGCUCAUGACUUUAUUAUAGCUUUGCAUAAGGGCUAUGAUACGGAUAUCAGCGAGAAGGGCGUACAACUUUCUGGAGGUCAGCGUCAGCGGAUCGCCAUCGCCAGAGCCCUGAUUCAGCAGCCCAAAAUUCUGCUUUUGGAUGAGGCCACCUCAGCCCUGGACUACCAUGCCGAGAAGCUGGUCCAAGCCGCUCUAGACAAGGCCUGCAAGGGUAGAACCACCCUGGUGGUGUCCCACCGCCUUUCCGCCAUCAGGCACGCUCAUCGGAUUGUUUAUAUCGAUAAUGGCAAGGCCGUGGAGCAAGGCACCCACGAGGAGCUGAUGAAGCUGGAGGGAUUCUACCACAAAAUGGUCACCGUGCAUUCCUAUGAUGAUUCUGCCGAGGAGCUACUGAACGAGCUGGAAUUAGAUGCCGAAAACAAGGAGAGAAAAAUGUCCUAUGAAAUCGAACAGUUCCAACUAGGCACACGUAACUCCAUCGUGUCGCUGGAGAAGAAUGCGGAGUUCCAGAUGAAGAACCUGAAUGGUCUAGCCAACCAAACUCUGAAUCAGGAAACAGAGGAACCGGGUCCAUCUGGAAAUUAUAUCCGUACCUUCUUUCGCAUUUUGGGUUGGGCCCGACCCGAAUGGAGCUUCCUCAUUAUUGGCGCCAUUUGUGCUGGUCUAUAUGGAGUCACCAUGCCUGUGUUUUCCGUAAUCCUAGCGGAAUUAUAUGGUUCGUUGGCCAAACCAACGGACGAGGAGGUUCUCGAACAGAGUGCCUCCAUGGCCAUCAUCUCCCUGGUGAUUGGAGUUGCAGCUGGCGUGGUCUGCUUCAUCCAGACAUUUUUCUUCAAUCUAGCCGGAGUCUGGCUUACCAUGCGAAUGCGCUCCAAGACAUUCAGCUGCAUCAUGCACCAGGAGAUGGGAUGGUUCGAUCGCAAGGAGAACAGUAUUGGAGCUCUUUCUGCCCGACUGUCUGGAGAUGCGGCCAGUGUUCAGGGAGCCAUCGGGUUUCCCUUGAGCAACAUCAUCCAGGCGUUUACCAACUUCAUAUGCAGUAUUUCGAUUGCCUUUCCCUACUCCUGGGAACUGGCCCUAAUCUGCCUGAGCACCUCGCCCUUCAUGAUAGCCUCCAUUGUGUUCGAGGCGCGAUUUGGGGAGAAGUCCGCUUUGAAGGAGAAGGCGGUUCUCGAGGAGACGAGCCGCAUAGCCACCGAAACCAUAACCCAAAUUCGAACGGUCGCAGGACUUCGACGGGAGGAGGAGCUCAUUAAGAUAUACGACAAGGAGGUGGAGCGAUAUCGGGUGCAGAUCCUCAGUCGUCUGAAAUGGCGUGGACUGGUCAAUUCCAUGGGCAAAUCUCUCAUGUUCUUUGGCUAUGCAGUGACCUUAACCUAUGGUGGACACAUGUGUGCCGAUGGAAAUAUCAAAUUCGAGACUAUUAUGAAGAUAUCCAACACAAUGCUGUAUGGCUUGUUCAUUCUGGCUCAAUCUCUUGCAUUUACUCCUGCCUUCAAUGCCGCUCUGCUCUCCGCCAAUCGCAUGUACGAGAUCAUCGAUCGCAAGCCAACAAUCCAAUCACCCGAAUCCUUCGAGAUCCAGCAGAACGGCAAUGGAUCCGCUUUUAAGGCGAAUGUGGUGCAACAGGGCGUGAGCUAUAGGGGUCUUAACUUUUCCUAUCCGUCAAGACCCCAUAUCAAAGUGCUGCAAAACUUCAAUCUGGACGUAAACCAGGGUCAGACGGUGGCCUUGGUGGGUGCCUCGGGAUCGGGAAAAUCAACCUGCGUCCAGCUACUGAUGCGGUACUACGAUCCCGAUGAUGGAAAGAUUCUUAUAGAUCAGGAGAGCAUCCACCACGAUAUGGAGCUGAAGACUCUGCGCCGUCGGUUGGGAAUUGUAUCCCAGGAACCUUCGCUCUUUGAGAAGUCUAUUGCAGAGAAUAUUGGCUAUGGGGACACCUCGCGGCAAGUGCCCAUGCAGCAAAUUAUUGAGGCUGCUAAAAUGGCCAAUGCCCACGAGUUCAUAAUGUCCCUGCCUGCCCAAUAUGAUACGGUGCUGGGCUCCAAGGGAACCCAACUAUCCGGUGGACAAAAGCAAAGGAUUGCUAUUGCGAGGGCGAUGGUGAGAAAUCCCAAGAUCCUGCUGCUAGAUGAAGCAACCUCUGCACUGGAUUUCCAAAGUGAAAGGGUGGUUCAGCAAGCCUUGGACUCGGCGUGUUCAGGUCGCACCUGCAUUGUAAUAGCUCAUCGCCUGUCCACCAUCCAAAAUGCCAAUGUGAUCUGUGUGAUUCAAGCCGGAAAAAUAAUGGAGCAGGGAAGUCAUGCUCAACUUCUGGCCAAGAAUGGCAUCUAUUCCAAGUUGUAUCGCAGUCAGACGAAAGCCUCUUGAGAAGACUUCUGAAAAAUGGCUUAGCACGGAAGUAUGCAAUAAAUAUUUCUUAGUUGUUAGUUGAGACACAAACCAAACUGUCUUCGACCGUAAGCAAUAAAACGUUAGGAAUAGUUGUUAAAUAAAUUAAUAUAAAGAUAAACAAGUA